Caenorhabditis bovis is the source of this 1026-nucleotide messenger RNA. NCBI's taxonomy places the organism in Eukaryota, Metazoa, Nematoda, Chromadorea, Rhabditida, Rhabditidae. The record is from the annotation of a GenBank genome assembly.
AUGUCGAAGGCUAACGUCGGAAUCAACGGAUUCGGAAGAAUCGGACGUCUCGUCCUCCGCGCCGCUGUUGAGAAGGACACCGUCCAGGUUGUUGCGGUCAACGACCCAUUCAUCACCACCGAUUACAUGGUCUACCUUUUCCAAUACGAUUCGACCCAUGGAAAAUUCAAGGGAACCGUUUCGCACGAAGGCGACUACUUGAUUGUUCAAAAGGAGGGCAAAUCAUCCCAUAAGAUUAAGGUUUUCAACAACAAGAACCCAUCGGAAAUCCCAUGGGGAACCGUCAACGCUGAUUACAUUGUUGAAUCUACUGGAGUCUUCACCACCACUGAAAAGGCUUCUGCCCAUUUGAAAGGAGGCGCCAAGAAAGUUGUCAUCUCAGCUCCAUCGGCUGAUGCUCCAAUGUUCGUCGUUGGCGUCAAUCAUGAGAAGUAUGAUGCUGCUAACAAUCAUGUCAUCUCCAAUGCCUCUUGCACCACUAACUGCUUGGCCCCAUUGGCUAAGGUCAUCAACGACAACUUUGGAAUCAUUGAGGGUCUUAUGACUACCGUCCACGCUGUUACAGCCACUCAGAAGACUGUCGAUGGUCCGUCUGGAAAGCUUUGGAGAGAUGGUCGUGGAGCUGGACAGAACAUUAUCCCAGCUGCAACUGGAGCCGCAAAGGCUGUUGGAAAGGUUAUUCCAGAGCUUAAUGGAAAGCUCACCGGUAUGGCUUUCCGCGUUCCGACUCCAGAUGUUUCGGUUGUUGAUUUGACUGCUCGCUUGGAGAAGCCAGCGUCUCUUGACGACAUCAAGAAGGUCAUCAAGGCUGCCGCUGAGGGUCCAAUGAAGGGAAUUCUGGCUUACACCGAGGAUCAGGUUGUCUCCACUGACUUUGUCUCAGACCCACACUCGUCUAUCUUUGAUGCUGGAGCUUGCAUCUCGCUCAACCCGAACUUUGUCAAGCUUGUCUCAUGGUAUGACAACGAAUUUGGAUAUUCGAACCGUGUUGUUGAUCUUCUCAGCUUCAUCCACACCAAGGCCUGA